Messenger RNA from Dendrobium catenatum, 456 nucleotides. RefSeq lists its product as uncharacterized. The coding region runs from base 1 to 456 and encodes 151 amino acids. The record is from RefSeq and is a predicted model, not a curated record. Gene Ontology annotation, molecular function: nucleic acid binding. NCBI's taxonomy places the organism in Eukaryota, Viridiplantae, Streptophyta, Magnoliopsida, Asparagales, Orchidaceae. The transcript is spliced from 2 exons. Gene Ontology annotation, biological process: DNA integration.
AUGGACUACUUUUCAAAGUGGGCAGAAGCAGCUCCAUUCAGAGAGGUCACAUCCAAGCAUGUGAUUAACUUUUUCACCCGCAACACUAUUUACAGAUUUGGUGUGCCAUGCCGUAUAAUCUCAUACAACGGUACUGCAUUUAAAAGUACAAAAAUCUACAAGUUCAUUGAUCGGCAUAAAAUCGAUUGGCAGUGUUCAUCCAUAUACAGUCCAAGGGCAAAUGGCUUGGCUGAGGCAUUUAACAAGACACUAGUGAAACUGUUGAAGAAGAUCCUUACCAAGAACAAACGAGAGUGGCAUACGAAGAUGACAGAAGCGUUGUGGGCGUAUUGUACGACCUACAAAACACCAACCAAAGCUACCCCUUAUUCAUUGGUGUUUGGAGUUGAAGCCCUAUUACCAUUGGAUAUUGAACUACCGUCACUCAGGAAAGGUUUUAUGGUUCUUUUGGCAUGA